Molecule: messenger RNA, 1387 nt
Organism: Salvelinus sp. IW2-2015
Lineage: Eukaryota; Metazoa; Chordata; Actinopteri; Salmoniformes; Salmonidae
Product: jun dimerization protein 2
Biological process (GO): regulation of transcription by RNA polymerase II
Cellular component (GO): nucleus
Molecular function (GO): RNA polymerase II cis-regulatory region sequence-specific DNA binding; DNA-binding transcription factor activity, RNA polymerase II-specific
Source: RefSeq, a predicted model, not a curated record
ACUUCUUCCCCCCACUUUAACGUCUAGUUGGCAUAACUGAUAAUUUCCGCAUUCCCAAAUCCUCCCAGAUAGAGCUAACUAUUUAAACGGGCCGAUGCAACGAUUUCCACUUUUUAAAAUCUACUGUCGACCUUCAGCUGACCAGAAGAAAGGACAACUGUUGCACUCGGAAUCAAAGUCAGCUGUGGUCACAGCCGGGUCUAACAUGAUGCCGGGACCAAUCCCAGAUCCCCUGGUGACAGCGGGCUCCCUGCCCAGCCUGGGUCCCCUGGCAGGGAUCCCCUCCACCACGCUGACUGACCAGCUCAAAUACGCCGACCUCCGGGAACUGGGGUCCAUGCUCUCUCCACUGCACUUCCUGGGCAAGCUAGGGAAGAGGCCCCUUAACAUCAAAACAGAGAGAGAUGAGGAAGAGGACAGGAGGAAACGAAGGAGAGAGAAAAACAAAGUUGCAGCAGCACGCUGUAGAAACAAAAAGAAGGAGAGGACAGACUAUCUACAAAGGGAAUCAGAGAGACUAGAAGUGAUGAACUCUGACCUCAAAGCCCAGAUCGAGGAGCUGAAGCAUGAGCGGCAGCAGCUGAUCAUCAUGUUGAAUCACCACCGCCCAACGUGCAUCGUAAGAACAGACAGCGUCAAGACCCCUGAAAGCGAAGCCAACCCCUUGCUGGAGCACCUGGAGGGGAAGUGAUGUCACAGGGCUCAGAGCAGCAGUGUCACAGUUACAGUUUACAGUGAAGCUCCACUCCGGCCAGCUAGCAGCACUUCAAUACCUCUGGGUUCUUGGCUUAGAGGAGAACCAGCUAAGCACUCCUGCCUGGAGCCAGAGAGCCUUUAAACACAAAGGUGACCCAAUGUGAUUGGACUUUGUGCUGGCAGUUAAAUGCAUUGUUUAGAUUUUUUGUUUUGUUAUUGUUGUUGUCAUUAAGGGCCCCAUAGUCCCAGCCACUAUCACUAUAAAUAAAUGGAAUUGAAUAAAUGGCUAAAUGUAGCUUGGUGAGCAAUACUCCACCGUUCCAAGGCAACAUGGCAGAUCUCUCAGGCCCCUAGGCACAGUCAGAGCUGUAUUUUUUGUUUAUACAUAUGUGUACUGGUUAAGAUGAACACGGAUGUUUUUUUGAAUAUACAUUUUUCUUUGUAUUAUGCCUUCGAUGGCAGACCGGUUGAACCGUUUUCUUUUUUUUGGCGCAGGCGUCAUAUAUGCACAUAGCCUACAGUAUAUAUUGACUGUUUACAUUGUAGUUGGUCUGUUAUUGUUACUUUCAAAUAUCGUUCUGAUUUGCAUACUCACUGUACAUUAUAUGUAUUAUUUGACAUACUGAACAAAAAUAUAAAUGCAACAUGCAACAAUUUCAAAUAUUUUACUGAGUUACAGCUCAGAUGAGGA